Lindgomyces ingoldianus is the source of this 4131-nucleotide messenger RNA. RefSeq lists its product as uncharacterized. Lineage: Eukaryota; Fungi; Ascomycota; Dothideomycetes; Pleosporales; Lindgomycetaceae. The coding region runs from base 1 to 4131 and encodes 1376 amino acids. The record is from RefSeq and is a predicted model, not a curated record. The transcript has 20 exons.
AUGUCUACCCGUAGCCAGAGGCCAUCCAACCGCGCAGAUACCAGCUCACGAAUCCCUCACCUUACUGCCCCCAUCAACCAAGUCGGAUGGAUGCCGCCAUCUCGCUCAAACACUCCUACGCAAUCCGUUACAACUAUCGGGGCUCGAAGGGUAGAUCAACUUCCGCGAAGCAGGCUUAGUAACUUCGUUUCCACGUCUCCUCCUACCACCCCCCUACCCCCAUCGCCACCUCUUCCGGCCGUUCGGAUUAUAUCAGACGUGUCUAGGCAAGUAGGCCCACCGCCAACACUUGCACGGAUGCCACCAUGGAUCGGAGUGAAUACAUCAAAUGCUUCCAGUGGCUCUAGGGGUGCAGCCUCGAGCUUGCCUAUUGCAACCUCUAAGGCACGCAGUAUUCGUCCAGUAUCUACGUCUUCUAUCCCUGUAGCACCAAAGACUUUACCUACCACAACCACUCACGGAAACGAUCAAAUUCCUCCUGUAUGCCCUACAAAGGACCAGAAGCAGGCACCAGAGGCCUAUUAUACCACUAGCCUCCAAAUAGACGUUGGAAAGCUGCUGGUGGUUUCCAAGGAGGUUCCAGAGACGGCCCCAGAAUCACUACCUCCAACUAAGUCAUCUAGUUCUGAGAGAAGCUUUCCAAAAUUUUUACCUUUCCAUCUUAAUCCAAAUGCUUGGCUUUCUGCUGGCUCAUCCAAUUCCGAGAAAAUUCCAUCACUACGAAUCUCUAAGCCACGUCUUGAAAAGAUGCAAGAUAUCUUUGACACCAUGAGCAAGGAACUUCAGCUGGAUAUUGAGCGAGCAAGACUAGGUCAACCACUGUCGUCCCGAAAACGCUUACAGAAAGAAACCUCGGCUUUAAACGGGAUCGAUCAGGAACAGCCUUCGCAAGAAACGAUUCCCCUUACCAUUUUAAACAAGGUUGACCAAUGCAGGCAAGAUCGGGUUCAGGUCCAAGAACAGCAAGACGAAAUAAAAGAAGAGAAAGCAAAGAUUGGAGAUUGUUUCAUUUCAACCAAAGCACAGAAUCUAAAUGCAGCGACCAUUUUAAAUGGACAAAUGAAGAACAAGGGAAUGACCGAAGAGAAAUCUGAGGCUCAGAGAUGCGUCUACACCCCGGGGAUCCCCACAUUUCAGGUUCGAGGAGCGAAAGGCUCUUCACCGAAGUACAGUUUUAAAUUUGGUGAUGAAAAUGGUGCUACCUCUGCUCCGCCAUCUGAGGCUGAUAUCGACAAAUCCAAGGACCAAUGUGAUCGUGCCUCUUUUAUGCCAUCCGAAGCCAAUAUCGAAGGCCCCUUUUUAAACAGGGAGGAUUCAGCUCAUGAGGACCAGAAGAUAUCUGAGUCUGUUCCUGGCGUUGAAGAUGAACUUAAAUCAGGCGAUGCCCAACAGUCUCUUGAAUCUACGGAGCGGAAUCCACGAUUUGUACAGUUCAAUACACUCGUGCAGAACUAUAAAGAUGAAUUGAACUCUAGCGGGUUGGGGCAAGCAAUGCAGGGGGAAUUACCCCGGAAGCUUUGGGAGAUACCAGCAAGUACCCUCUCUUCAGGAUAUGCCAUUGAAAUUGGUGACAAUAUUGUCCUAGAUGAGUCUGAAGACUUAAACUCCUGCUCAUCUCCUGGAACCUGUGGCGACUCUCUCCCAUCAUCAGAUGCAUCGGAAUGCGGGAGUCAGAGAAAUAACGCCGCGCCAGGCAGUGAUAUUCCGGAGCUCGAGAAUAUUCAGACCAGACAGAUCGUGAACUAUUGGGAGGAUGAUCUGGUUGCUGUUGAGCCUACUAUUACGUAUUACGUUGAUGACAAUGCUUUGGAGACUGAGGUCUACAUGGAGCAGCCAACUGCACCAGUCGAACAAGCACUCCUGGAAUCUGAGGAUCUGCAGAGAGGACCCAUCGGUGGCAUAGAAUCUCCCAGCCCCGAGCAUCCGUGCUCGGGGGUUCAUGAAGACUACCCAAAAGACGAGGAUAAGCCUGACGCUCCGUCCGAGUUGGAAGCUGAGACAGGCAUCCUAUGCCAUUCGCCAACCCACGAACAAACGGAGAUCCCAGUUGAACCCUUGUCCAAUCAUCAACCCAUCCCAGCUAGUUCUUUGGAGGAAUAUGGGAAUGGCCAAGAAGCCUCCAGGUCCUUGCCAGAGGACACUAGCAGUAAGGAUAUUGUAAUGGACUCCUUGCUCAAUCCUCAAACUACUCCAAUAACCCCCUUGAGAAAUCUUGAAAAUGAUCAAAACGAGCCCAGCCACUUUCCAGAAGACGGUGGUUGUAACCAUAUUGCAAUCAUCCCCGAUAACUCAAAGAAGUUCACCAACUACAACCGAGCAGUCAAGCACGUUGAUAAAGUUCUGUCCUUCGAAGGAGUCGGGAUAAAGUGUUUCGGGGAAGCCAUCCUUUAUCCGCAGAAUCGUAGGGAAGCGCUUGAAAUCGUCAGGCAAGCCUUGCGUACCAAGAGCGUCCCGAAAGAAUGGCAGUGGGUUAUCUUUGUGGAGACGCUGGAUGGGAAGGAGGGAUGUUUGGACGACAGUGCUCUGGAGGUCUUGGGGAAAGCGUUCCUCUUUGUUGUCAAGAUUAGGGCUCUGGGAUGGAAUAUCUUGCGGGACAAUGUGACAAACAUGGCGUUUGAGAGCCAAUUGUACUCUCCUUUCAUGAUUAGAUUAGAUUGCGUCCUUCUACAUAAAGAACCCGGCAUCGAAGCUCUUACAAAAUAUCACUAUUUUUCUACGCUGCCUGAGGAAGGCCGGUCAGUCUACAUAAGUCUAUCAUAUGAGGGUGCUAUUUUCUUCAGAGUGCAAUCAGGACGUUCAAAGUUGCUUGUCACAUUUGGUCAUCCUGGUACCUGGUCUGCACCACGCCAUCGGGCACUGGCGAGUCUUACGGAAUACUAUUUGGUGCUACUACCUCGCAAUGAAGGGGUAAAUGGUCAGGUCAACCAGAUAUCUUCCUCUUUAACGGCGAGGGAUUUGACUAGCCGCAUUGGCGGCAUCGUUCUCCGUGAUUCUUUAUCUCUAAGGUUUACGUCCAUUGAUCGCCUUGGCUCGCUUUCUCUUUUAUAUAUUACAAAGCCGGUCCAUUGCGAGUUGUUGCAAAGGCUCGCAUUGUUUUGGAACUCAUCUCAUGGUGCCAUAAACUGCCAAGGGGAUUGGUCCAAAUACCCGAGAACCUACAUCUCUCUCGCGUCCUUAUUGGAGAAGUCUCCGCAUCUUCGAUCUGGAAAUCUAUACCCGUUUCAGAGGGUUUAUCUUCUCCGGGAUUCACGGCUACUGGCUUUUCUCUUUAUAUAUUGCCUAGAUCUUGCACCUCAUUUCCCACCCCCAAAAGUUGUAGCUUCAAUAAAAAGACCAAGGCGAUUUCAACCCGUCCUGAAGCUUGCAGCCACAAGAUAUGGGGGUGCGGUCAUUCGCCUUCUACCCGCGACCCGACGGAUGAAAAGUGGUAGUGUAGAUUCUGCAGCCCAAGUGACUACCCCGCAUGGUAUUGUCAAGUCCGGGACCAUGGACUCGGACGAUGUACUAAACCAUCUCCGAUGUAGGAAGGUUGGCACAGUGCAAGUGGAGGUAAUCGUGCAGCGGAUUGUCAACGCCAUACAGCUAUGCGCUAAGAAAUUGAGAAUCUUGACAACUUUCGGAGCCUGUUUAGAACGCUAUCUUUUAAACAGGGCUUUCAACGGGCCGUAUAAAGUGAACCGUAACGUUCACGUGUUCAGUACAAAUGUACUGAGUUCUGAGCAGUCUGCUUAUGGCGCGGAUUUAGCUGUCCUAGAGGAGCAGGGCAAGUUACGAUACGUAUACCUACCUCUCCUCCUUCCUGUCGUACGAACGUACACAAAAUUUCACCCGUACAGGCCUCAAAAUUGCCUAAUCGUACAGUACUACGCCUCGUUGGAAUGGGUUUUCUUAGGAGUGUUUGCGGAGGAAAUCAGAGCCUCUAGGUUAGAGGUUGUGAAAGGGCUGGCCACGGCCAAACGGAGGGGGGAUCAAAGAACUGGGGAUGUUGAGAAUUGGCAAAUUCAACUGAGCUCCUGGCAAUAUCAUCUAAGAAGGGAGGUUUUUGGACGUGUAUUUAACGUGUUUCACCAAUGGAUGACUAAGCCACUAAGGGAAAAUACCAGGGGCAGGCCCAUGUUCAAGUAUCAGUAA